Gavialis gangeticus (Gharial) is the source of this 4806-nucleotide messenger RNA. It is a transcript of the gene UBAC2, whose product is annotated as UBA domain containing 2. Gene Ontology annotation, molecular function: protein binding; serine-type endopeptidase activity. The coding region runs from base 127 to 1161 and encodes 344 amino acids. The record is from RefSeq and is a predicted model, not a curated record. Lineage: Eukaryota; Metazoa; Chordata; Crocodylia; Gavialidae. The transcript has 9 exons.
CAGCCUUAGCGCCGGCACCCCGGCCCGGCUGAGGCUCCUUGGGGGUCACACCAGCCACCGGCUCCGCGCGGGCCGAAAGGUGUGGGCGGGGCCGUGCCGAGCCGGGCACCUCCCCCCUGCGGGGCCAUGUUCACCAGCGCCGGCUGCAGCGGCCUGUAUAAAGCACCUCUGUCAAAGAGUCUCUUAUUAGUUCCAAGUGGCCUGUCGAUUCUGUUGACUCUGCUCUUCCAACAUUAUCAGAAGUUCUUUGUGUAUAAUCUACAAGCUGUAAAAGAGGAUUUUCAGAUUUGGAGACUUGUAUGUGGAAGAACAGUAUGUCUUGAUCUAAAAGACACAUUCUGCAGCAGCUUGCUCAUUUACAACUUUAGAAUAUUUGAAAGAAGAUAUGGCAGCAGAAAAUUUUCAUCCUUUUUACUGGGCUCCUGGAUGCUUUCAGCUUUGUUUGAUCUUCUUCUUGUAGAAGUGGUGCAGUAUGUCUUUGGCAUCACUAUCAGCAGCUUGCCCUCUGGAUUUUUGGGUCCUCUGUUUGCUCUGUUUGUGCCAUUUUAUUGCUCCAUUCCAAGAGUGCAAGUGACACAAAUAUUAGGUCACUUAUCCAUCACAAACAAAACUUUGGUCUAUAUACUGGGUUUACAGCUCUUAACCUCUGGUUCCUACAUCUGGAUUGUAGCCUUAAGUGGACUGAUUUCUGGAAUCUGCUACAACAGUAGUGUGUUAAAAGUUCAUCAAGUAAUUUGUAUACCCAGUUGGGUAGCAAAGAUAUUUUCUUGGACUCUUGAACCAAUUUUCUCAACUGCGGAACCAUCCAGUGAGAUUCGAGUAGGAAUGGGAGCAACAGUAGACAUCCAGAGACAGCAGAGAAUGGAAUUACUGGAUCGUCAGAUAAUGCUGUCUCAGUUUGCGCAGAUGAGACGGCAAAGACAACAGCAGGGUGGGAUGAUUAACUGGAAUAGACUCUUUCGUCCCCUACGUCAUAGACGUAAUGCAAAUUAUCAAGAUAUUCUCCAGUCUGAGCAAGAUGCACCUCCACCUACUGAGGUUUCUGAGGAACAGGUAGCACGACUUAUGGAAAUGGGAUUUUCCAGGGGAGAUGCUUUAGAAGCUCUGAGGGCUUCAAAUAAUGACCUUAACGUAGCUACUAACUUUCUACUGCAGCACUGAUGAAGAAUUUCUUAAAUUGAUGCAUUUACCAUUUGAAGGAGGACUGAAGCCACCUGCUGGAUAGACUCAGAAAGUUCAUUCCUGAAAAGGGGGGAAAGUCAAGAGAGAGAAACUACGUCUCCAUAAAUGAUGCCUCAAAGUAACAUUAACAAAUGACAUUGACUGUUCCCAAACCGUUAAAUAAAGUAAUAGUUCCCAUUUUGUGUUUAUCCUUUUAAACAUUAUUUUGAUCUCCACUUAUUACCAGAUAUCUUCAAAAUUUGCUUAAAAAUGGUCUUUCUCUUGUAACUCAAAUAUGUUAUCUUUCCUAUUUGCAAGGAAAUACAAAAGCAACUAAUGAGACUACAACUGCUGCAUACAGAUAGAUUUGCCUUUCAAGAAAAAAAUUACAGUUCUACUCUUUUACUGAUUUCUCAUCUCUGAUAUUUAAUAUUAUUUUGGUUUUUUGGUCAGUAAUGAGAAAAUCUUCCAAGGUGGUGAUAUGAUUUCAGUAGAGGGUUAUGAGAUUAUCACAUCAUUCUUCAUAAAAUGUAUUAAUGCUUGUAAUAUUUUAUUCCUUUUUAAAUAAAAGUUGUUAUUCACUAUGCAAUCCAUGGAAGAUACCAGAAAUUUUAUGUGGAUCUUGUACAGUAGGUGAUCAGCAUAAAUUUAAGCAAAUAUAAAUUUAGCAGAUGACUAGUCAGGUCAGAAGGCACAAAAAUAUUUUAAUGGAGUAAUAAAAGGGAAAUAAGUGAUAAAAAGGAUAUAAAGCUGAUGGCAUUCACCUGGUUUGAACAGAUUUGCAUUGUAACAGCUGGAUGCAAUUAGUCUGGUAUGUGCAACUUCAAUUUUUGAGUAGGGUAUAUACAUCUCUUUAGAAGAAAAAUAGUUUUAAAAAACCAAAGACAUUUUUCUGCUUUCUAUGUAGUCUUAGUUUUCAGCUGUCGCAGACCUGAACUACCCUGGCUGUGCUCAUUUGGCUGAAAGCAACACGGGCUGAAAACUUAACCUCUGGAAGCAUCAGCUGAACUUGGCACAGGAGCCAACAGGAUACUAAUGUCAGGAUAUCCGGGAUCUGCUUUUAGAGUUUAAAAUAAUAAAGACCCCAUAUUUGAUCCAAUUUUCAAAGGUAUGGAAGUUUCACAGCGUGGGAAUAUCUGUUUGCUCAACACCUGUGAAAUCAAGCCAAUUAUUGCAAGAUACCAUGCACUUCCAUGGGUGAGCUGAAUUUUAUACUUAAAGAAUAAUAUAUACAUAUAUUACAUGUAUUUUACAUGUAUGUAUGUCAAAUGUAACAUACAUAUAUAAUACACAAAAUUAAGGACAUAAGAGGUGGCAUCAGCGGAAAAAUGAAGUAGGAAGGGGCAAAACAGAAGGAUAAAAGAAUAUGUUGGGAACCAAAUGGGAAAAACAGUGGAUAGUUCAAAUUUGUAUAAAAAACCCAGCAAUCUGACUGUGUCUGCAAAAUGACCAGAGGAAAGACAACAGGUUUGUUUAUAUUUGAACCUAUUAUAAUAGCAACUAUUAUAUUUUCUCUUUGUAAUUUCCAUUGCUUAGAAUGUGGAGAGGAAAACAUUUCUUGAGGCUGUGAACAUGCUGGCACAAGGUAUUUAAAGGCAGCUACAGUCUAUGCCAAUGAUUCUCAAAUUUUUAUACUCAAGGCACCCCAUGUUAGACUCGAGGCACCCUUUGCAAAAUGCCAGCUCUUAGUUUUCCCUCAUUUUUUUACUACAGAAAAAUAAUAGAGCAAUUUUUCAGUUGCUAAGAAUUAAAAAAGACCACAAUGGGUUGGAAUGCUUGUAACACUAUGGUUCCUAUUCAAAUCUCUGGGUUUAUAUUGUGAAUCAUAUUUGCACAGCUAACAGUACUAUCAUUGUGUGGCAUCUGCUGGCACCCUUAAAAGAUUCUCAAGGCUUCCCAGAGUGCAGCAGUAGCCCUGGUUGGGAAUCACUGGUCUGUGCAAACAACAGCUGUUUUUCAGCGCAAGAUUUGUUUGAUGUGUCAAUGACUGGCACUUCUUCCAUAUAUGCUAAGGAGAUUUCUGACUCUGACAGUAACAGGAAGAAUUUAGAAAGUACGACCAAAAUAAAAUGCAUUACUAUCUACAACUUGUACAAUACUUAAUAUUUUUUUAAAAUUAAGCUGCAUGCCCCAAAUUAUUGCAUCAUUUAAAAACAGGUAUUCUUAAAGCUUGGGCCUCUCUUUGUGAGCCAGUCACUUCUCCAGGUUAACAAAGUUACUUCAUAAUAGGUUGCUAUAAAAGAUAAUAAAUAAUUCUGGGUGAGUAAAAUUCUGUCUAUAGGAAAGGGAUGUAUUUACCUCUUGCCCAGUGUAUGUUACACAGUUAAAUAUGAGAGAUACCCUUUGAAGUACUGUCCUGCUUACACUGGAGCUGCAUGGAGACCCAAGUAGCUUUUACACUAAGAAUUUGAAAACCUGUAAUGAGAGUUUAGUUCAAGACAUUAUAGAGUAUUUAUAGAUUAAUGUUCUAUGAUCAAAAUCAUUCCUGUUUUAUAAGUCAGUAAUAUCUAGAAGUCACCAUCCCAUUGUAUUAAGCUUUCUGCAAAACAUAUUUAAUCUCCAGGUGUGAAAUCCUGGCACCUUAGUGAAGCCAAUGUCAAAACUCCCUUUGGACCCUAACGGGGCCAGAAGUUCACCCAACUUCCCUGUCUCAAAAUACUUUGUCUGCCAUAAAAAAAAAAUUUUAAACUUUCCAUAACAAAGCUUUUUGGGUCUUAGAUGCUGCUAAGGAAAGUUCCAGUCUGACACAUGUAGCAAAGGAAGACUUGUAGAAAACAGAUCUUAAAAAAUGUCUUUUGUGAGUCAUCUGUGAUAGACCAACUGGCUGUACAUGCAGGGUAAUUCCUUAUAGUAUAUCUAAGCAUUUUGUCCAGUGUAAUUUGAAAUGUCUCAAAUAAUGUAGUUUCUAUAUUAACUGCACUAUACAAAUGUAUUUCAGGAAGCAAGGGAAAGUCUCUGUCCUUUCCCCAAACAAGAUGCAACAUAAUUUUCUAUGAGGAAGACCUUAAAGGGUGAAUUCCUUACUAAUGGAGUCAGUGGGAAAAUUCUCAUUGGCUCUGGUAAGGCCAGGAUUUCACCUUUGAGAAUUUAAAGUCAUUACCCCUCUGGCAAAUUCCACUAGUACCUUAAGAACAUUUACUUACAAUAUAGAAUGAAAUCAGAAUGAUUUACCAGGGUACUUUUUCGAAAUAGUGUAUUUGGGGAAUGGACAGGGCUUUUACAUAGGACUGUUACACAGCUCUGCAUUGUGAAAUACUAGUUUCCCAGGUAUUUAAAUAUCUGCUAAACUGCAGUAGGAUGAGGCUUCAUACAGGAGUUCAUGUACUUGUCAAAACGUCUUCCUCUCACACAAUAGGAGAUGGAGAUUACUACCUCUCAGACGAUUAAAUUCACAGUCAAAUUUAGCUUCUUGUGUACAUAUUUGUGGUAUCUAGUGCCUGUUUAUAAUAUGCCCUAAGGAGAUUAUUAUUUACUGGAAAAAUAUGUGCAGAUAUAUUUUAAAAGAAAAUCACAAAAAAUAUGUUUUGGGAGUGCUGAGAUAUUUAGUCAUCUUGUAUGUGUGAUUAUGAUGUUAUAUAUCACUUAGGAGAGCCUGAUUGUGGCUAUAAUGUGUGUGUUGGAAGGAAAUUAAAAAUAUAUAUUCCC